This is a messenger RNA of Eleginops maclovinus (Patagonian blennie), 2705 nucleotides long. Its product is annotated as zinc finger MYM-type protein 1-like. NCBI's taxonomy places the organism in Eukaryota, Metazoa, Chordata, Actinopteri, Perciformes, Eleginopidae. The record is from RefSeq and is a predicted model, not a curated record. Bases 34 to 2568 code for a protein of 844 amino acids. Gene Ontology annotation, molecular function: protein dimerization activity. The transcript has 3 exons.
AAAUGUGCAAUAUAAAUAAAAAGAAUAUUAUUUAUGUAUUUAUUUAUUUUUGCACCAGGGCCAUCAACAUCGUCUUCGUCACAUGUUUAUGAGGAGGAGCAAGUGGAAGACAACAUUGCGGCGUCCACACCACUUCCCAGCAGUGGUUCAACAGAAGUGCCAUCAACUCCAUCACGACUUGAGGAGGAGCAAGUGGAAGCAUCCACACCACUUCCCAGCAGUGGUUCAACAGAAGUGCCAUCAACUCCAUCUCCACUUCAUGAGGAGGACAAAGAGGAAGAUGACAUUGACAUGGCAGAGACCACCCCACCAUCCAGAACUGGGGUACCUGUAGGUAUUGCAAGCACCACAUUAAGUGAUGACCCAGGAUGUUGGCCCAGUGUCCUAACAAGCAGUAUGCGCUGUGAAAUAGUCAAAAAAGGACCUGUGCAAAUCAUGGACAUUGAAUUCCCGCAAAACUUAGACAAUCCUCCUCGAAGAUUCACCAAGGACAGUUACAAAAGAACCAUGAAAAAUGGUGAGAAUAUACAUCGAUCGUGGCUGGUGUAUUCCAUCCACACAGAUGGAGUGUUCUGUUUCCCUUGUACUGUUUUCGGGAAGCGUGAGCGUGACAAUGCCUUAACGACCUGUGGCUACGGUGGAUGGAAGAACCUUUCCUAUCGCCUAAAAAAACACGAGUGCACAAAGGUGCACUGUGACAAUGUGAAAAAGUGGCACGACCUUCAGAGGAGACUGCAAACCAGUACACUGAUUGAUCAAAGACAGAUGGAGUUGAUGCAACUUGAAGUUGAACACUGGAAAGGCGUGAUUCGGAGAGUGAUUGCCAUAGUUUCCCAUCUGGCAGAACGCAACCAGGCUUUGAGAGGAACUACCAGUACCGUGUAUGAUCGCCACAAUGGGAAUUUUCUGGCUCAAGUGGAACUCCUAGCACAGUUUGAUCCGGUAAUGAAUGAACACAUCAGACGAAUACAAUGCAAAGAGACAAAGGUGCAUUACCUGAGUGGAGUCAUUCAGAACGAAAUCAUUCAGCUGGUCGGAGACAAAAUCCUACAGGAGAUUGCAAGAAGAGUGCACAAAGCAAAAUACUUCUCCGUGAUCAUGGAUUGCACUCCUGACAUCAGCCACAAGGAACAACUUUCUGUUGUUCUCAGGAUUGUCAACUGUGAAACACCUGUUUCUAUUGCUGAGCAUUUUUUGGGAUUUGUACAUGUUGAAGACACAACUGGUAAAGGGCUCAGUGAAAUCCUGCUUGACCAGUUGGAGAAGCACAACCUCAGCAUUUCAGAUUGCCGUGGGCAGUCAUACGACAAUGGCAGCAAUAUGAUGGGCCACAAACAGGGUGUGCAGGCAAGAAUUUUAGAGCUGAACAACAAGGCGCUAUGCAUCCCAUGCAGCAGUCACACACUAAAUCUGGUUGUGUCAGAUGCUGCCAAGUCUUCAGUGUUGUCCAUGUCUUUUUUUGGUAUGCUGCAACGACUGUACAACCUUUUCAGUUCCUCUGUGCACCGCUGGGCAAUUUUGAAGCAGCAUGUGAAGCAGCUCACCCUUAAGCCACUUUCAGGGACGAGAUGGGAGGCCCGAAUUGACAGUGUGAAGGUAGUGCGGUACCAUCUACCUGAAAUACUAGACGGACUGUCAGCACUGGAGACAUAUGCUACAGAGAAGGGGGACUCAGAGACCAUGUCCUCAGCAAAAAGCUUACAUGGUGAGCUUAAAACAUGGUCCUUUCUUCUGUGCACAAUAACCUGGUACAACGUUUUGUAUCAGGUUAACCAUAUGAGCAAGCUCCUCCAGAGCCCGGAUGUUUCAAUGCAAACACUGAAAAAAGAAACCGAGGGAGUGACAGAGUACCUAGAAGAUUUCAGGGAAAAUGGACUCGCAUCAAGCCAAACGGAUGCAAUGGAGAUUGCAGAAGAUCUGGAAAUUGAGAGGAAAUUGCCUGAGAAAAGGCAACGUAAAAAGAAAAGGCAGUUCCUUUACGAGAGUACAGAUGAAACCCAAUCGACCCCAGAAGAGGCCUUCAGAAGGGACUUCUUCCUGCCUUUGGUUGACACUGCCAUCACCAGCCUAAAAGACAGAUUUUCCAGACUGGAGGGGGUGUAUGCCCUGUACGACUUCCUGUUCAGCAUUGAUAUCAUGAGGGCCACAAUCAAGACUGGGAAAUUGCAUGAGAGAUGCAGGAAAGUGGAACAAACCCUCCAUGAUAUUGAUGCAGACGACUUGGCAUUGGAGAUCAACUCUGCUGUCCACACCUUUCCAGAUGAAGUAUCCAGGUGCCCAUUUAAAAUGCUGGACUACAUAUACAGUGAGAAGCUGUUGGACCUGUACAGCAAUUUAAGCAUUGCACUGCGCCUACUUCUGACCCUUCCUGUCUCGGUUGCCUCCGGAGAGAGGAGCUUUUCAUCUCUGAAGCGCAUAAAGAAUUACAUGAGGUCAACUAUGAGCCAAGAGAGGCUCUCUGGACUGGCACUCAUGUCAAUUGAGAGUGACGUCCGCAGGUCUUUGGACUUGGAGGGGAUUGUGUCUGCAUUUGCUGAGGCCAAGGGCCGCAAGCAGCAGUUUCAGUAGGAAAUAAAAAAAAUAAUAAAGGCUACUUUUCAGUGUAUGUUUGACCUCUUUUGUGAUUAAAACGCACAGAAUUGCGGAAAUUUUUUUUUUAAAGGCCCCCAACAACUUCUUUGCCUAGGGCCCCCAAAAUCCUAGAA